Molecule: messenger RNA, 528 nt
Organism: Trypanosoma rangeli
Lineage: Eukaryota; Euglenozoa; Kinetoplastea; Trypanosomatida; Trypanosomatidae
Exons: 1
Coding region: 1-528 (175 amino acids)
Source: RefSeq, a predicted model, not a curated record
AUGCGUUGGGUCCCGCUGGAGUUGGGCCGCGUCGCAGAGGUCGGUCCGCAGGUCGACACGGCGAUCAACACCUACACCGCACUGCAGCGGCAGCUUGCGUGGCGGGGGACAUUGAACCCUGCGCAGCUCACGCUGGCACUGAUGGCACUGCGACGCUCGUUUGCGGCGCGCCUUGAGGACAUGACGGCGUUCUACCAGGCGAACGAUCUUGACCCGCGCAGCGGUGCAGUGGAGGCGGCACGCCUCAAACUGAAGCGCUUCUUACGCACCAUCGACUCCUGCGGCGCCACAGACGAGGGGGAUACGGGGGCGUUUGUGCUGCUGGACUCACCGGAUAGGGCAGACCCUGCCGCGGCGACUAUAGAGGCAACUAGCAAAGAGGCAGCAGAAGGAAUAGCGGCGGAGGAGGCACGGGAGGGCACGGUGACGCUCCGGGUGGUUUUGACAGCGGAGGAGUACGACGAGCUUCUCGCCCGGCGCGAGGCGUUUCGUCAACUGAAGUUGGAUUCUAUGCUCUACAAGCGAUAA